AUGUCCAUAGAAGAAACGACUUCAACUGGAGCGACACCCCCACCCUCAUACACCAACAAGGAAUCACCGUUGACAGAUAUCGCAACAUCACCACCUCCCUUCUCGCUACCCCUAGACGAGGAUAUCGAAGAGCAAUUGGAAGAAUCUGUGAAGAACGGUGGAGCUACCAGUAGCAACAACAACAAUAGCAACGACGAUAGCUCUGAAUUGAGUGAUCUAGGCGACGAAGAUUCCGAAGCUGAAACCGAUAAGAUGGACUUUCUAGAAGAUGAGGGAAACUCGAGUUUGGAUCACACGUCACUGGACUUACAUGCCUUGUCCAAGCUCACGGAAUUGGCACAAUUGAAGGAGAUAGACGAUGACUUAGACGACGAGGGCAAACCCGAGAACUUCAAUAUUGGAAAAGGAGAGAGCGACGAAGAAGCUGAUCGUGAAAGGGAGGACGAUGACGAUGACGAUGAGGAGGUGAAAAAAGAGAAUGGAAAUGGAAGCGCCAAUGGAAGGAAGAGGACGAUAGACGAGUCCGAAGUUGGACAGUGGAAGAAGCAAAAGCCAGAGGACAUUGAUCUGGAAUCAAUAGACGUGGACGUGAAGGAGGAAGAUCCAAGUUCCAAGGAGGAGGAACAUGAAACAGACAAGCCCGCCAUUGAGAAUAACGAAAUACACGCUGCGGGUGAGGAUGAAGACCAAGAUAUAGCAGAUGCUGGCGCCAAGAAGGACGGCAAAAAGGAGGAACAGGACGUGGAAAGUUCCGAGCAAACAGAUUUGAAAGUGGAAACUUCCGACAAGGAGUCGGAUGCGGACGAAGAAGGAGAAGGAGCCAAGGAGAGUUCCAUGGCAGCUCUUGUGACUGCAGACGAAGAUUUAGAAGCUGCAGAUGCUGAGGUAGAAGCAGAGGCAGCCGCAGAAGAGGAAGCUGAACUAGAGGCUGAGGCUGAAGCAGAGGUCGAGGACGAGGAUGAAGACGAUGUGGAUGACACUGAAGACACAGAGAACGCUGGUAAGCGAAAUAGGAAGCUAGAGAAGGAAGACGGUGCCAAUUCACCAGGGGCCGAGAGCGACGAAGAAGAUAACGACGAGGUGGACAUGAACGAGCAGAGGAAGCUAGCAAUCAAGGAAUUGGUAUCUGUGGAGACAGACUUUGCCAAUCUUAGAGACAAGCUAUACCAUGACAAGUUGCAAUUGCUUGAGCAUGAACUCAAGCUUUGCCUCGAAGGAUCGCACCCUGAGCUCUCCAAGAUUUACUACAAGGUCAAUGGAUUCUACCAGGAUAGCUUGAAGUAUGCCAACUCAAACUUGAACUAUAAGUUAAGGUGUAUUGACAGGCAGACGAUAGCUACCAGGACCGCUAUACACCAGGACUUCCUCAAGAGUAUCAUGGACUACAAGAAUGAAAUGAUUUCCAACACCACUUCAUUAUGGUACAAGAUAAAUAAGGAGCGCAACCAAAUGGACCAGCUAGUACCAGAGUACAACUUCUCUGCUAUACCACAGGUGUCCGCCCCCGUCACCGCAAACGGCACGAUAGGGAACGAUGAGGACUCAGAGAUAGCGCCAGUGAUACCAUUGCCGAAGAAGGUGAUAAGGCAAAGGACGUUGGUAGAUCUUGUUCAACGAAGAAAUGAUUUUAACCAUGAGGUUGGCAUUCAAGGUGGGUUAUUGGAGUUCCAUGGGUUUCCUUCAGCUAUUACGUCGAAGUUGGCUGAUUUGGGCCUGGACGAUGGUCCUGCAGUGGACGACAUCGAGGAGUUGAUAUUGAGGAAAGCAACUGAAGAAGAAAUACAGGACGACUUGAGGGGAAUGGGUAUUCUCACCUGA
Messenger RNA from Dujonia railenensis, 1818 nucleotides. The record is from the annotation of a GenBank genome assembly. NCBI's taxonomy places the organism in Eukaryota, Fungi, Ascomycota, Pichiomycetes, Serinales, Debaryomycetaceae.